Molecule: messenger RNA, 3636 nt
Organism: Aspergillus melleus
Lineage: Eukaryota; Fungi; Ascomycota; Eurotiomycetes; Eurotiales; Aspergillaceae
Gene: IRR1
Product: cohesin subunit IRR1
Exons: 2
Coding region: 1-3636 (1211 amino acids)
Biological process (GO): sister chromatid cohesion
Cellular component (GO): cohesin complex; nucleus; chromatin
Molecular function (GO): chromatin binding
Source: RefSeq, a predicted model, not a curated record
AUGGAAACUGAUUCGCGCCCCUCGAGCCCGCAACCCGGGCCCACGCAGGAAGCCUCCACCCCGCAAACAGACAGAAGAAAGUCUGGCCGAACGACGCGCAGACCGGAAUUAUUCUCCCAGAGAUACGGCGCCAAUGAAGGAACGGCUCCCGGUGGCUCCAAGCGCAAGCGUGCUACCCCCGGCGAUGAAAACGAAGACGAAGUUGAAGACGCGUCCGAUUCUGAAACCGACGAAUCUAACGAUGAUGAACCUGACGCAGAAGAACUCAGAGAGAAGAAACGGGCUGCGCGCCGUGCCGCGGCCAAGAAAUCAGCCGCUUCUGGGACCAAGGCCAAACCUAAGUCCCGUAGCUCGAAGAAGCCCAAGGUGGCGAGCAAUGGAAUUGGGAACCAACUGGCUUUUCGUCCCGCUGCCACCAACGGAAAGAAGCCUGCUUCGCGCCCGCGAAAGCCGGUGGUAAGACCAAGUCUGGCUGCCGGCGAAAAGGGCCUCUUUGCCGAGGUGUUUGGAAAAGGUCGUAACCUGGAUACCACUGCUGCAGAUUGGCUUAAGUCCUAUCAGAAAGACCAGGUCGAGGCCACACGCCAGAUGAUCAUUUUUAUAAUCCGUUGUACCGGAUUCGAUUCCGAAGUAGAGAGCGUGGAUAUCACAGAUCUUGACCAUGUGCCGCAGCGCGUGCACGACCUGUCAACCCAAUACCAGGACCUUGGUUUCGCCGACUACCCUCUUAUAUCAAAGGCGCGGACUUUCCGAAAUUUCAAGACUGUUCUCGAAGACUUCCUCAGCGCGUUAAUACAGACUCUGCACCAUUCUUCCACAUUGUACAAGGAUCCGAACCUCUUGGACAACAUCCUGGUAUGGCUCGGUCCCAUUACCGGCUCGCAUUGCCGGCCUUUCCGACACACUGCAACCUUUAUCAUUCUUAAAGUCAUGAACACCCUUUGUGACGUGGCUCGGGAGCUCAUGACGUCUAUCUCUACCUCUCGCAAGCAGCUUGAGAGCGAGAAGAGAAAAAGGUCUGUGAACAAGGGAAGAGCCGAUGCCAUCCAGUUAGCCGUUCAAGAAGGCGACAAGAAAUUGGAACUUGUCGAUGAAGUUCUCCAAAAUGGCGUCAACACCUUCUUUGUUAACCGUCAUCGCGACAUUGACCCGAAUAUCCGCUCCGCGUGCAUCUCUGCUCUGGGCUAUUGGAUGCGAACAUAUCGUGAAUACUUCUUCGAAGGCCAGUUCCUCCGCUACUUUGGCUAUAUUUUAUCCGACCCCGUCGCCCACAACCGCGGCGUUGUCGUCGAAGAGCUAUGCAGCCUGUAUGAGAACAGGGAUAACCUGGCUGUUCUGCGCACAUUCAGUAACCGAUUUGUUUUACGGGUGGUAGAAAUGUCUGCGCACGAUACUGACCUCGAAGUUCGGGCAUCGGCAAUUGUAUUGGCUGACCUAAUUCGGGAUGUCGGUCUUCUCAAACCAGAGGAUAUUGACACCGUUGGGAGACUUAUCUUCGACGCGGAACCAAAGGUCCGAAAGUCAGCGGGUCGUUUCUUUGCCGCCAAUGUCGAGGAGUCGUUCGAAUCCACUGUGGAGGAGGUUGGCGAUGAUCUUGACGAAAUGUUUGGCGAUGAGGAUGAAGACGAUUUCGAGUCGCCCAAACGCUCGUGGAUUAAGUAUAAAUGUCUGACGGAUAUGCUUCAAGCGUACGACGAACAAGAAAACGAGCUGCAUCCCGAUCGCCCUUUCACCGUCUCGAGGGAUGCGCUUUCUGGAAUCUCCGUGGACUCGCGAUUUGUUCUAGCUACCGAGGCGAUAUACUCGCACUUCCUAGAGCUCUCGCAAUGGCAGUCUCUGGCCGGGUAUCUUCUCUACGACCACUCCCAAAUUGAAGAUGAACCCAGUGAGGAUGAUACCGUGGCUGUCGUCAAGAAGCUAUACAAAAUGGAGGAAGGGCAGGAAGUUAUUCUGCUAGAAAUGCUGUGCUGCGCGGUGAAGUUGCGAGUGCUCGAAGUUGCCAAAUCUGACAUUGACAAAAGAGGCCGAAAAGUCAAGGCGCUGACCGACAAGAUACCGGAACUGCAGGAAGAGAUCGCUCACAAUCUUGCACAAAUCAUUCCUCAGCUGCUAAACAAGUUUGGCUCCGUCCCAGAAGCGGCAUCUGCUGUCCUGCGGCUAGAACAUUUGGUCGAUCUUGACAAGAUCCAGGAUAUGCAGAAGGAUGCCACUGCUUACACGACACUGCUAAAUGACAUCAACAAACAAUUCCUUACACAUUCUGAUCAGGAUGUGCUGGCAGAGGCUAGUGUGGCAUUCCUGCAUGCCAAAAGCUCCGAUGAUAUGCGAGAAGCGCUGGAGAAUAAGGUUCAAGAGCUGUGGGAUGAUGUAGUGGAAACGCUCAACACUCUUUCGCAGAAGACAGAGGCCGUUGAGGGCAGCUCAUUACCUUUCGCAACUCUCAACGAACUCACUAAUACUGUAUCAAGAAUUUCCAAUCUUGCCAGCAUCACUGAUUGCACGCAUGUCCUGGAAGCAUCGCCUUCUCGAUCAAAAAGCAAAAACAAGGGGCGCUCAGAAGUGCCUUUUAACACCCUCCUGCAUUUGGCAAAGCGUGGCCUUCGCGAAGACGAGAACGACGAGGAUCUGGCCAGUGCUGAAUCUGAGCUUGUUAUCAGUAGCAUCCGGACGCUGCUCUUCUACUUUAUGUGGAAAGUGCAGUCUUUGAGGGCAUCGCUGAGCGCAGGGAAGGCGGCUUUCAGUACCGCUUACUUUGAAGCCUUAACGAAGAGUCGCGAGACGUUCGUUUCUACCCUUGUUGCCAUUAUGCAGAAACGCUCAGACUUGGACGACGUCCGUUUUGCUGCUAUUACGACCCUUCUAGAUCUACAAACAUUGUUCGGAACUCUACGCCACCCAGGACAAAAUGCCAGCAACGACGAGGAUGUCAUCCUCCAGACUCAAAGCUUGGUGCACGAAAUUGACUCAAAUACCCAAACCCUGGUUUCCAAAAUUCACGCCACAGCAGAACGCAAAUAUGCCAAGCUGCGCAAGUCAGUUCUGAAGCACGCUGAUGCCGAAGAGCCGGAAUCGGAUUCAGAUGUGGAGCGACCGCCUUCGGACGAUGAGUCCGAAAUUGACUCAGACGACGAAGCGGCGGCCAACGAUGCCUUGCGAUCCAGCAUCAUCGCAGAGCAACGGCUGUGUGAACUGACUGGCAAGCUUGUUCUUGCCAUUGUCGGGCGCAUUAUCGAUGCUUCUGGCGACCAACAGGGCAACCUGAAGAAGGCGCUCUUGAGACGCAGAACCAAACUGGGUCCCAAUUAUCGCGCGGUAGUCUCUUUCCUCGUGGAGCCCAAAUCUCGAGGCUCUCGGAGCGCCCCAUCCAAACCGAAGCCAUCUGCUCCAAAGAGUGCGCCUAAGUCCCCGGCUGCCCCCAACAACAAACGUGCGAACAACCACAAGUCAGCCGAGAGAAUAGAUGAGGAGGAUGAAGAUGAAGAUCGCGAGCAUUCUCCCAUCGAGGACGACGACGACGAAGAUCUACGAGCUAGGGGGCUAAUUGAGGACGAGAUCAUUGACCCCGAUGAUGACGAGGAGGAGGCGCCAAAUCACGCAGCGCCGGAUCCCGAUGAGGAUGAAAUCAUGGGCGACUAG